This is a messenger RNA of Tripterygium wilfordii, 893 nucleotides long. RefSeq names its product tubulin-folding cofactor A-like. Gene Ontology annotation, cellular component: microtubule cytoskeleton; cytosol. The transcript has 4 exons. Gene Ontology annotation, biological process: tubulin complex assembly; post-chaperonin tubulin folding pathway. Lineage: Eukaryota; Viridiplantae; Streptophyta; Magnoliopsida; Celastrales; Celastraceae. Gene Ontology annotation, molecular function: beta-tubulin binding. The coding region runs from base 293 to 634 and encodes 113 amino acids. The record is from RefSeq and is a predicted model, not a curated record.
ACAUGGGAGUUGAACCUAAUACUCGACAACUUAUUACUCAGCCAACUCCCUCCCUCUGGCCUUUUAGGAGGUUUACUUGUGUUGCUAGAUCUCAGUUCUCACUGCAUUCUUAAAUGUUUUGUUCUUUAAUUUUUCUGUUUCCACAUUUACCGCGACCUUUUUGGUGCAAUAUUCCCCAAGGCCCAAACCCACUCUCCCCUUCACUUCCGUCUCUCAGCCUCACUCACAUAACAGAGCGACUCUUUUCUCGUCCGAUCGGACCGAUCCUUUUGUGUGGUUUUACCAGGUUAAUAUGGCGACCCUUCGAAGUUUGAAAAUCAAGACAAGUACUUGCAAACGCAUUGUGAAGGAGCUUCAUUCCUAUGAAAAAGAAGUCGAGAGAGAAGCUGUCAAAACCUCUGAAAUGAAGGAAAAAGGUGCUGACCCUUACGACCUUAAGCAACAGGAAAAUGUUCUGGCUGAGUCAAGAAUGAUGAUUCCAGACUGUCACAAGCGCCUAGAGUCCUCGCUAGCAGACCUGAAAGGAGCUUUGGCUGAGCUGGAAGAAUUGGAUCAUAAAGAAGGCAUUGAAAUAGAGGAUGCUCGAAGCACUAUAAUGGAGGUUGAAAAGCUGUUCGAAACUACUGAAGAUUAGUGUCCUAGUUUUUAUGACAGGGUCAAUGUAAGGAACAUGACGUGAACGGUGAUGGAUUUGCUAGUCUGUUUUCAUGGUGACAAUCAGUGGGAACUUGGGUUAUGGAUUUCAGAUUUUUGUGGUAUUUGUGCUCAAAAUAUUUAUUGUGAGUGGUGUUCCCUCUUGUGUACGUAAAGAAUUGUUGCAUUUUUCCAAGAAUGUUUUCAUUUGAUGACUAGAAAUUGAAAAUGUGUGUGAAAUGAUGUACAAUAUUGCCUCC